GCAACUUAACUAGAACUGAACAAGUUUUAAAAAAUCCAAGAUGAUUCUAUAAUAUUACUUCUUAUUAAAAAAAAAUUAAAAAAAAAAAACUUCUGGCACCCGAAAUUUCUUAUAUUCCCACAUAUUGUUAGAAACAGAAUUUCUAGACCACUAUGUAACUUCCGAUAUGGAAGUAAAUACAAUAAAGCCCCCCUGUUAAUAUAAAACGAAACAAUUGAAUUCAAUAUUUCUCCGUAAAUAUGUUUAAUAUUAGAAAAUAACUAUCAAAAUAUUGAUAUCUAACCAAGUUAUGCGAUAAGUUUUAACAAAAAAAUUAUAAUAGAAGAUUAACGAAUUAAUCUAAAGAUAAAGCCAAGUUAGUAUUUCACUUACUGUUUAUGGUGGCCCCUUUGCAAAAAGAUAAUGAACAUAUAGACAAAGGUAAAUAAUACGUUUGAAUACAAAAUUUUAAAACAUAAAAUUAAUUCAGUUUGCAAUAACUCUUAACACUGCUUGGACGUUAAAUAAUAAAUUAAAAUGUUUAAAUUUAAUAAACAAUUACUAGUGCUGACACUGGUAGCAAUUAUUAUUAUGCUUAUUCAACCAUGUCGAGCAUAUAGAGAAAUUUCCGGUUUAUUGGAUGAGGCCAAAGAAUUGACUCAUGAUGAGAUUAACGCUUUAAGACCUUUGUUCGCAGAGUUGCAAUUGCAAUAUGAUUAUGUGCUAAUCAAAACUACUGAAGGAUCCCAAAUCGACGAAUUAUUCGAACAACAGUACGAGGCAACUUUAAAAGAAUUUGAACUACAACUUAACAACAUGUUCCCUCAAGAAGCAACCACCAAUUAUGACACUAAUUUACCCUCAGUGGAAGAAAUUAUGGGCAAACCCGAUUUUAGUCUAAUGACCAAAGAACAACAAAUGGAAUUUUUAGAUAUGCAAAGUAUACUACAAGACGCCUUAGAUGAGGCCCAAAUCAAUCUUAAUGCAUUAGUAGCCAGAGCUUUAAUGUUGGAAAGCAAUUUGCUUAAAAUAAAUAAACCCAAAAUUAUUAUCUUUAUUAUAAAGGCCCUUAGAUUGGGCUAUAAGGCUGCGGCUCGGGUGGGACGUGCUGCUUACUGCACUUACUCUCAUAUACCACAAUUAAACACCUCUUUGCACUCUCUUUACGAAGGUGUAGAUUGUUAUUUGUACACAACAUCUCUGAUAGUUAAAAUCCAAAACGAAACCUAUAAUACUGUCAAGACGGUGAGGAAAAACGUAUUUGAAUUGGCCGCAGUUUAUAAAAAGGUAGCCCAGAAAAAUUCUCUUGUGGGAAAAAUUGUUUCGGUAAUUUUAAAUGUCACCAAAAUAGCCAGAAGUAUUUUGGAUACCAUUAGCACCGCUAAGCAUGUUUUAGAUAGUGUAGAGAAUCAAUUGCCUUCAGCUGCUCAGGAAGUGGCCAGUUGUGGUUCAAAUUUUGCCGUUAAAAUACCAUUUAUGAUUGAGUCUGUUUCCAAUGUUACCGAAUGUAUAUUGUUUGUUGAUAACACCAAGAUUGAAUAUGACUUUAUGAAACCCGAAGAUGAGUACAAUAAGGAACUACAGACUGUUGUACCAGAUAUUGUUGAGGAUGCCGAGGAGGAGGAGCAAGAAGAGGAUGCUGGUGAUACUAAAUAGGUUUUAUAUUUAAAUGAAUUUCUGUUAUAAUUUUCUACUAAUAAAGUUUUGUUUGUAAAAUCGA
Molecule: messenger RNA, 1699 nt
Organism: Lucilia cuprina (Australian sheep blowfly)
Lineage: Eukaryota; Metazoa; Arthropoda; Insecta; Diptera; Calliphoridae
Exons: 2
Coding region: 517-1635 (372 amino acids)
Source: RefSeq, a predicted model, not a curated record